Molecule: messenger RNA, 2335 nt
Organism: Pecten maximus
Lineage: Eukaryota; Metazoa; Mollusca; Bivalvia; Pectinida; Pectinidae
Product: limbic system-associated membrane protein-like
Exons: 10
Coding region: 610-2016 (468 amino acids)
Cellular component (GO): neuron projection
Source: RefSeq, a predicted model, not a curated record
UUUCACGAGGGCGGGCUACUCAAAGCGAAUAUGUAAAUUGUUGGUGGAAAAGUUAUUAUCAAUACUCAGUGGCUCGCCAGGCUCGUAAUGAAUAACGCUAUACCAGUACUGUAGCGCUUGACAAGUUACGUAUGGCUCAUCCGACCUUUCCGUUGAUAUCUCCGUAACAGUGUGACUAUAUUACGUAUGUGUGUAUACCUAUACAAAACGUCAUCUCUCUGUAUAUCAUCUCUUAUGUAAAUUUGCCGUGUGAUACUGUAUGGUUUGAAAACUUAUUUAUUUUAUCAUUUGCAGUCAUCUUGAAUAUCUAGUGACGCUGCGCGCGGUCUGUGCACGUGUGUUACUGCUAACAUUCGACCCUUUAGGCUACAGAGGUUUCAUGGAAUUUACGAGAUCUUUAGAUUAAGUUCACGGAUUACAAGUGGGAAUAACUGCUCAUCUCUUCAACAAGUUUCCAUAUCGAACGUGAAAAACAAGGAACGUUUUUAUUUUACUUUCUUUUUGAUAUCUUAUCUUCAUCGGCCCCACUGCUUAUUGUCCAUAUACACAAGAGAAAAAUAUAUUUGUUUUCAAUAAAUCUUAACUUUAACUGGAACGAAUGGAGCAUAAAUGGUGUCUACAUCAGGAAUGAUAAUCAUCGUCAUCAAGAUGCUUGAAAUCGUGAUCUUCUUUUUGGGAUUUUUGUGUUCAGAAUGCAGCGCCGCGCAGCCCAUUCCCGAUCAAAAAGAUAUUUUUGCCACGGAACCUAGCUUCGAUGUGCCUGUAGUCAACAUCACAGUGGUGGAAGGGAAGACUGCUAUUUUACCAUGUUCUGUGGAACAUCUAGGCAGCCAUAAGGUAGUGUGGACUGACCAGUGGUCAACGCUUCUGACGUUUGAAAUCCAAAGAAUUAUUGACGACGAUCGGAUAAGUGUGGAGCGGCCGUACACCAAGGACUGGAACUUACUAAUCCAUGAAGUCCGGUACUCCGACCGGGGCCGAUACACGUGUCAGAUCAAUACGGACCCUAUCAAAACCAAAAAUGUUGUGCUAUACGUCCUCGUGCCCCCACGGAUAGUCGAUGAUGCAUCAACGCGUGAAGUGGUGGCCAGGGAAGGUGAUACUGUUACUCUUGUGUGUAAUGUAACGGGAGUGCCACCUCCAACAGUGCAUUGGUACCGCCGACCUCUUGGUCAGAGUCUCGGAGUCAAAGAACGACUGGAAGGACGAGGGCGCUCUUCCAUAGGACCAUGCACUUACAAUCGUUCAGGUGUGGGUAUGAAUGGCGAGAUCCUGAUAAUUUACAACGUCUCGCGAUACUGCGACGGUAUCUACGAGUGUAUGGCCUUCAAUGAUGUCUCGCCAGCUGUCAACAGAGAAAUCCCAGUAGAGGUUGAAUUUGCACCUGAAAUAGAGCUUCCAAACAAACGGAUAGGACAGGAACCAGGACGAGAGACGAUGCUGGAAUGUAUAAUCACGGCUUUCCCACAAGCUCUUAGCGUGUGGAAGAGACACGGGAAGGAAAUAAAGGACACUCACAAACACAGGCUAGAGGUGUACAACGAGGGCGAUCAUCGCAUCACACUCAGUCUCAGAAUCAUGGACAUUACCACGUCUGAUUACGGAAACUACUCGUGUUUUGCUUCCAAUAAAUUAGGACACGAUAUGGAAAAUAUGUAUAUGUAUGAUCACAGAAAGGCUCAAGUAACAACAACUCGCUAUCCUAAAACGACACCACGAAUGGUCACAACCAGAGGGUCUUACGACUACAAACCCGGCCACAACAAUGGCGGCACGGUCAUAGAUACACAGGAACCUAACCCAUCCCGAGCAGCUGGUAAUGAUAAAGACACUAUACUAGCCGACAGCCCAUGGAAUAGUGGAAUAACAUGUACAGGCAGUCUAAUAGUUAUUUGCGAAGGACCACAACAAGGUAGAUCGAUGGGGAAUCGCGCCGUAAAGUCCAUCGAGUAUUCAUCCUUCCCUGUGCUUCUGUGUUGUACAAUACUAUUGAACAGAAUUGUGAGAACAUCUUAGCAGGAUGCCCCCGAAAUAAAUUGAUUAAAACCUCAUAAAACCAGAAGACUCUCACUACUUGCGAUGUUCAAACGGAUGUAUCUACUGCAUCGAUGAACACGAUAUCAACCUAUGAUUUCCUCGAUAGAUAACACUUUAUGGAAAUAGUAGAUACAUACUGGCUUGAGGAAGCAGAUUAUAACCUUCCAUAUAUAUCAAGAGACUAUAGCAGGAAAUCUGUGAAAUAGACACUUUAACAUACACAUGACACAGGUCAGGUUUGAGAAUUAUGGCUGUAUGUUUAAUAUAUAAAACGACACCUGAUCAAGAGUACGGUAUG